Molecule: messenger RNA, 1419 nt
Organism: Gloeophyllum trabeum ATCC 11539
Lineage: Eukaryota; Fungi; Basidiomycota; Agaricomycetes; Gloeophyllales; Gloeophyllaceae
Product: S-adenosyl-L-methionine-dependent methyltransferase
Exons: 9
Coding region: 1-1419 (472 amino acids)
Molecular function (GO): O-methyltransferase activity
Source: RefSeq, a predicted model, not a curated record
AUGUCCGCUACACAACAACUCUCGCAGCUGAAGAGCUUGCAGGAGACGCUCAAUGCUGCCAUCGAUACCUUCAAAGCUGAACUGGAGAAGCAGCAACUUCCGGAGCCGUCCCUGACAACCUCCAAACCUCAUCCCAUCGAUGACAUCUCGUACAUCCCAUCCCCUGCCAUGUACGAGGCGAGGAGGACUGGCGUAGCUGCAUGCAACCUGAUCAAAUACCUGCUCGAGAGUCCCUAUGAUGCAGUCGGAGGAAAUACAUGGAUGACCCUAGAGUCCGCGGCCAUCCGCCUUGCAGCGGAUCUCGGAAUAGCGGAUAUCCUGGUUGCCUGCCCUGAUCCCGAGGUUGGCCUCACCGUGGACGAGAUUGCAAAGAGGACGGAAGUUGAUGCUGCCAAACUUGAACGCGUUUUGAGGUUACUGGUCUCUCAGAACUGGUUCCGAGAGAGUAAACCCGGUUACUUCGCUAACAACCGUCGCUCCCUGCUCGUCCAGAAGUCGCAGCCCGGUUGGCACCUCAUCACGUUCAUGAACGAGAUGUUCCAUCGCAUCUCCUGCGCACUGCCUGAGCACAUCAAUAACCCCUCCAAGGAAUUCCGGUUUGCCACUGACCCGCACCAUACGGCGUGGAACAUCGCGUACAAGACCGAGUUGCCUUACUUCGGCGCCGACGGCUGGUUGGCGAAGUACCCGGGAGAGGCAGAGAAGUUUGGUUUGGCGAUGGGUGCGGUCGGUCCGACCUCUGAUCCAGGUGUCGCGGCCGAUUUCCCAUGGGCUGAGAUCGCAGCCGGGAAGGAUGCCAUCGUCGACGUCGGUGGUGGACAGGGAACGCUGUGCUGCUCCCUGGCAGCUAGAUACCCUUCGAUCAAGCAGUUCGUCGUCCAGGAUUUACCCGAGACGCGCGCCGCUGCGGAGCCGUUCAUCGCGUCCAAGGGCUUGACCGGUCGCGUUGUUUUCGAGGAACAAGAUUUCUUCAAGCCGCAGAGGAGGAAAGGCACUGGCACGUAUGUCUUUGUCAUGCAACGAGUUCUGCAUGACUGGCCGACAUCCGAGGGCGCGCGUAUGCUGGCUCAGAUGCGUGAUGCGCUCAAGGAGUCGCCGGGAUCCGUCCUCCUCGUCAUUGAUACCAUCAUCCAGCCCGGGUUCCUUUCGACGUCUGGUCCGUCGGCAAAGGAGAGUUUGGAGAGCGAAGAGAAAGUGGGGAUUUACAAACCGAUCCCUCCCCCGCCUUUCAUUCCUGCGGACUUCGGCGAGGCCAGCCGGAUCCCGCACCAGGUCAACGUCGCCUUGACCGCCAUGUGCAAUACGUUCGAGAGGACGUUGCCGCAGCUCAAGGAGAUGGUCGAGUCGGCCGGUCUGAAGAUCAAGGAAGUACACGCCACCAGGGGUUGGGCAUCUAUCACGGAAGUGGUCCUGCCUUAA